CUGCUGACCUCUCCUGUCCUGCCCUUCUCGCCUCCCACCGUCUAAGGAUCCAAAUGUCUUUUUCUGCAGGAAUAUAUUUUGUUUUGCCCUUCCUAGAUCAUGCGAUCACAGUGGAUAUGAGGACAAUAUCCUUUGAUAUCGCUCCUCAAGAAGUUCUUACAAAAGAUUCGGUGACAAUCAUGGUGGACGGUGUAGUUUAUUACCGCGUUCGGAACGCUAUCCUUUCCGUCGCAAAUGUGCUCUACGCAGACCCGGCCACUCGCCUCCUGGCUCAAACCACCUUGAGGAAUGUCUUGGGAACCAAAGAUCUUGCUCAGAUUCUCUCGGACAGAGAGGAAAUUGCCCACAGCAUGCAGGUCACUCUAGACAAGGCCACAGACGACUGGGGCAUAAAGGUGGAGCUCGUGGAGAUCAAGGAUGUGAAAUUACCCAUCCAGCUUCAAAGAGCCAUGGCUGCUGAAGCAGAGGCUGCUCGGGAAGCCAGAGCAAAGGUUAUUGCAGCGGAGGGUGAAAUGAAUGCCUCGCGGGCUCUGAGAGGAGCUGCAGCGAUCAUCAGCGAAAACCCGGCGGCGCUCCAGCUUCGGUACCUGCAAACGCUGACCACGAUUGCUGCCGAGAAGAAUUCCACCAUUGUCUUCCCCCUUCCUUUAGACAUCUUACAGUGUCUUGCCCCUUUGAAGCACUAGCUGGGGAUGACGAUGAAAGAAGAUGAGCUUUUCCAUGGUAGACCAAGAGGCAACUAAGCCCUUUUGACCAAAAUGUGUGUGUAUACGUUCGCAUAGGUGUUUAUGCAACAUCUAUUUAAUUUCUCCUUUCAGCAUGACUGAAAGCUCAACCCCGAGGAACACCUGAGCGUGCACUUUCUGACCCUUCUCUUCCCCCCCCCUUCCACUCAGCAGCUGCUUGCAUCAAAUAAAAACAGCGUAUUUACCUCACCCCCUUCCCCUGGUUUGCCAAAUAAGCCUCAAUCAGUAAUGUUGGUGCCAAAGGCUAAGCGAUGGGAACCCACAAGUGCUGGAUUCCCAUCCAAAGCCCCAAAUCAGUGAACCGAUCGAUCGGCUUAGCGCCGGGGGUGAAAGCCAAC
Messenger RNA from Python bivittatus (Burmese python), 1084 nucleotides. The record is from RefSeq and is a predicted model, not a curated record. NCBI's taxonomy places the organism in Eukaryota, Metazoa, Chordata, Lepidosauria, Squamata, Pythonidae.